CUUCGCUCGGUAUACUCCAGCACAGCUGACCAGAAUCAAGGAGUUUGGGACGCCUUUCUCGACCGCACAAGAGGCUUGAGGGCUUAUAAUGUAACAGAGGAGGUGAAAAUGAAAGAUGAGGAAGUUAAGAAAGCGACACAGAGCGACGACGAGGGGAAAGCAGCCGAGAACGGCGAACUAGUGCGAAUGGAUGGUGACGAUUCGCACGCGGCCAUAGUCAACUCAAAUGGCAAAAGCCGAAAUAAAGCGAAUCGCAAGCGGCGAGGUUCUACUUCUCCUGAGGAGGACAUUAUUGACGGAUUUGCCAUCUCUUCUUAUUCGUCGCUGGAAGCGUUGGAGUCCAAGGGACCCAGCAAACCCGAGCUACUUGUUGAUGGACGCCGAUCUCACAAAAGCUCCAAGCGAAGUAUGGAAAAUGGAAUAAAUGGGAAGAAAAGAAAGUCUGAAAAACGUAGAUCCAGGAUGCAUCAUGAUCCUAAACCUAAAGACACAGAUUCAGAGGAUGAAGCAGGUGUAGAGAGGAAGAAACCUGAGGGUUCUUGGUUCCCUCCCAAGCGAGAAAAAGGAUCAAACACUAGUGACGACAAUUCAGACUCUGCAAGUUCAGACAAAGGUUACUGGUGUGAUACUGAGAGUGAGGGGGAAAGGAUCUCUGAUAAUGAAUCCACAACUACUUCAUCUGCUCCAAACAGUUCAUUGUUGAGUGUGAAGACAACAGUUUCUACUACCAAACCGAGCAGUACUGAAAUGACAGAUAAAGAGGUGGAGAAGAGUGUACCAAAACCAUCAGAGUGGACAAGUUCCACGUCUUCUUCCUUUUCAACUGUAACAACCCAACGUCCCAGCAGCCAUGGUUCGAGUUGUGCUUCCACAAGCUUACAUCUGGCACUGACGACCACCACCACCAUGAGUCACCCCAUGACCCCCACCUUUGGACACGCCCAUCAUGGCAGCUUGUUCCCCCACUUUCCGUCCUUCCAUCCCCACCCCGGCGCCAUAGGAUAUCCUCAUGGACCACCGCCUGGCGAGUCACCUUUUCCGUAUCCAAGUCCUGAAUUUCUCCGUCACGAGCUUAACAACCGUUUCCUGCAGUCACAAGCAGCCGACAGGGUCCCUCCCGGGAUGAGUCCGUCUCAGCUCAUGCAUUACGAGUCUCAUCAACACCAUCACCAACAUCUCCAUCAGCACCAGCAUCAACAUCAGCAUUUCCAUAGCAACGGUGCGCCGGUGGCAACCCCACAGCUUGGAAUCCCUCCUGUUGGCUCAUACAGCCCAGUACCUCCCCCUCUUAUACCAAAGAAACCUGGGAAAUGGUGUGCAGCACAUGUUCAGACAGCAUGGCAAAUUUACUAUCAUCAGCAGAAGGUUCAGGCAGAGUUGCACAAAGACCCUCAUGUUAAACCAGACCAAGUGCCCAUCAGUAGAUCAGGCACUUGCCUCUCGUUGCACUCACGCCCCAGCAAUCAUGAAGCGCCGCCGUAUCACGUCCAUGGUCCAGGAGCCGUUAGUCCAGUCGCUACACCUGCCAUUCCUGCUGCUGCUGGUCCAUUUCUGACAGGAACUCCCAUUCCUACAGCCCACAGUACCAACCAUGGUAUCGCGCACCUCAGUGGGGGAUCCGUAGGCAUUCCGGCGGCCCCGCCUGCUAUUAUGGGACUUGGCGGUAGUCCCGUUGGGGGAUUGAGAUCGGGUCUCGGCGCAUCUAUUUCCAGUCCUUUUCGAAGCAUCGGGAACAGUAGUUUCAGCGGACUGGGCAGCUCACUAGGCCUGGGUUCUAGCUUCAGCAGUGUUCAUGGAGUGAAACCCGAGUGGAAUCGUAUGUCAAGCAGUCCAGCAUCCUAUCAUUCCUGGCUGAGCCGUGAGACGGAACGAGAAAAAGAAAGAGAAAAUGAGCGUGAAAGAGAGCGGGAACGUGAUCGAGAACGCGAACGCGAACGCGAACGUGAACGUGACCGUGAACGUGACCGUAGUAGCGAUCGAGAUCAAGAUAGAGAUAAGGAGAGAGGGAUACCCGAUGCAAGGGACAGAGGAAACCUCCUGGCAGGAAAAAUCCAGGAGAGGGAGCGUGCAUCACUUCGUGUCUCUGACGAGGAAGGCGAUAGUAGCCAAAGGCUUCGAGACAGAGAUAAGCCCGUUGAAGGACGAAGAUCGCCGAUCAGACAUUCUCACUCGACUGGUUUUAACAUCGCCAGUCUGACAAGCACAGAACCUAAACCGGAAACGUCUUCUGCGCAGGAAAUGCGCAGCUCGUUCGAGCGCGAGCGAAGCUUAUCGACCUCUGCCACAGUCAGCAGUGUUCUUUCAAGUGGUAGGAGGGAAGAGCCCAAAUUACCUGGUGACAGAAGAUCUUCUGAGGAUCACGAUCUUGUUAUUCUGUCAAGUGACAGACAUAGUGGUGGCCAUUCACAUGGCGUCUUGAGUUUUAUGGACAAACGGAGUAUUUACGAGGACAGAGACAGACCUCGCGAACCAUUCGACCUUGCUCGUUUUGCAGUACGCCCUCCGGUGCCGCACCGUAUCGGUCUAUACCCCCCACCUCAUGCUCAUCCCCACCCGUAUUCCCUUCCCCACAGCCACGCUCAUCCUCACAUUGCCCCUCCCUCUCUCUUUGCACAUGGAGGGUCCUUGGCGAACCCGUACCUCGGUGGUUCCGCCAUGUCAGCAGUUACACACCCGCCAGCCAUGCCGGGAUUUCUUCCUCCACGUGGAAUGCUGGGACUAACACUGCCUGGCUUGGGACCGCGAAGCAGAAGUCCUGGUGAUGUGGUCGCUGCUGAGCACGCGCGAACUGCAUCGGAAAUUCUAUUGGCUGCUGCUCCGGAAGGCAGACCAUAAGCUACACGAUGUACAUAAAAUGCAGUGGGGUGGGGUCGGGGCCUGUUUCGUUGUGGCUCCAAGACUACGUAUGAUAUAAAAUUUGUCAGUUUAAGUUAGGUUUAUUCAUGUAACAUAGCGACUGCUGAUGCGGGAAACGCCGUCAUACUCUUUUACUUGUCUACUAAUCGAUGAUCAGAGGUAGUCACCGAAUUCACUCAUAUAGUAUGACUAUAGUUUGGAAAACGAGAUAUUAAGCGUAUCAUGAACAUGUUUGGCUGAUCUUUUAGACAAGUGGAAGAUUAUAAUUCAUAUUCUUGUUAUUUAUGACUUGAUAAAGCCGGAAACGCCAGCCCUUGCUCAGAAGUAAUGUCGAUACGACUUUUGAUCAAGGGUUGGCCCCUCAAAAACCAGAAUCGUUAAUCUUUUAGGAGAGAAAUUGUCGUUAGUAGAUGAGGGUAAUCUAAGCUCACCAGUGGUUGGCAUUUAUUGAGAAACUUCCAGAAAUUUCCUUGUUCCUUUACAUAAUUGACACAUAUUUGAGAACGCCACAGAAGACGAAGGUAGAUGUUUUGUUGCUGUUUAUGAUAGUUUUACAAAGUUACUAAGCACUUGGGUCGGGGAAAGCAGUUUCCUUUUCGUUAGUAAUACGUCUCUCCAGGAAGUUUACAAGUCCUACUUAUUUCCCGUUAGUAUUUCAAAGAUUUCUUGGACGGGUCCUCUUUUAAGUGCAAAGGUUAACUUCCUAUUACGUGCUACCGUGACGGAGAGAUUACUAAGCUGUGAGAUCGGGUUGACCCGACUGCUAUCACUUUGUAGCCAUACAGACACGCUGAAAGAUUUACAAAAACGAAUAUGAAGGGCAUAUGUGAAUAAGCAACAGACCAAACUGGUUUUUUCCCCCGCGGCGUUGUAUUUUAAAUUCUUGCCAUUUAAAGGCCUUUUGACUCUAGCACAGAGUUAAUUUCAGCACAUUGACCCCGUUUCUGCGGAUUUCGUGUACCAUUUGCAAUUAUUAUCCAAUUUUGCUGUAGAAAAUUUUCUUGUGGAACAUUCAUUGCGACCCUUGCGCAGACUUAUGUACAUUUUGAUAAAUGUAGAACGCCGAUACGAUUAUUUGUAUUUUCCUCAAAAGUACUAUGACAGAGAAAGAAAAAUAUAGAGGAAAUCGAUUUAAGUUUAAGCAAUUCCCAUAUUUACAAGUGAGGAAUUAAAUUAUUUGCCCUCCAAUGUUAA
This is a messenger RNA of Pocillopora verrucosa, 4050 nucleotides long. The record is from RefSeq and is a predicted model, not a curated record. NCBI's taxonomy places the organism in Eukaryota, Metazoa, Cnidaria, Anthozoa, Scleractinia, Pocilloporidae.